AUGCAGUCGUCCAAACCGUCUUCCCUCGGUGUCGGGUUUCCCUCAACCAAGAAACCAAAUCAAACUGCUCACCCUCGUGAACCAUCCGGAGGAGCAUAUACAAUGUUCACACCUCAACAAGUGAAACAGUUCAAAGAAGCUUUCAACAUGAUAGAUCAAGAUGGGGAUGGGAGAGUUACGGAGGGAGAUUUAAGGGUCAUGUUGGCGAAUCUAGGUCAAACACCAACUCCAACACUACUCAACAACUUACUAUCUUCUCGACCUGGAAAUGCCAAUUCUGGUCAGAACAAGGAAGGUAUAAACUUUACUCAAUUCUUAUCAAUGAUGGGAGAACGUUUAUUAGCUCUUGAUCCAGAGCCGGAACUCUUGGAAGCUUUUGCUAGUUUCGAUGAGGGAGAUAAAGGUGUUGUGGAUGUUAAAGAGAUGCGAAGAUGGCUUGGAGAGAUGGGAGAUAGGAUGGAAGAUUGGGAAAUCGACCGUCUUUUCUCCGGUCCAUUUACUAGAGGAGGUAAAUUCGACUAUGUGGAAUUUGCCAAAGUAUUACGUGUUAAUGAUGGUGAGGAAGAGAGAGAUGAUAAGUUAGCCACUUGA
Molecule: messenger RNA, 591 nt
Organism: Tremella mesenterica DSM 1558
Lineage: Eukaryota; Fungi; Basidiomycota; Tremellomycetes; Tremellales; Tremellaceae
Exons: 3
Coding region: 1-591 (196 amino acids)
Biological process (GO): actomyosin structure organization; mitotic cytokinesis
Cellular component (GO): myosin II complex; cytoplasm
Molecular function (GO): cytoskeletal motor regulator activity; myosin heavy chain binding; calcium ion binding
Source: RefSeq, a predicted model, not a curated record